Hemibagrus wyckioides is the source of this 2657-nucleotide messenger RNA. RefSeq names its product EARP complex and GARP complex interacting protein 1 (gene eipr1). The record is from RefSeq and is a predicted model, not a curated record. NCBI's taxonomy places the organism in Eukaryota, Metazoa, Chordata, Actinopteri, Siluriformes, Bagridae. Gene Ontology annotation, molecular function: protein binding. Bases 275 to 1438 code for a protein of 387 amino acids. Gene Ontology annotation, biological process: protein ubiquitination. The transcript is spliced from 9 exons.
UAAGUGAGAGCUCGUUGGUAUUCUCGAAAGGAUUACGUCGCCCGGAGUGAAAACAUCAGUUCUAGGCGGAAGGUGGCUACGCAAUGCGUCGCUACGCUGUCUACGUACCGGAUUUUCAUAACGCGGAAAUCGGUGCGCAGGGAACGUUUGACAGGAGAAAGCAGCUUUAAAUUGAGUUCUAUAAAAGAUAUUAUAUGAUUUGUAAGCACUUGAGAAAAGCAAUCUGUAAGCAAACCGUAGAGUUACAUUGCUGUAGAAUAAGAAGUUUAGGAAAAUGGAAGAUGACGCGCCGGUUAUAUAUGGCCUUGAGUUCCAGUGCCGUGCUUUGACCGCUCAGACUGCUGAAACCGAUGCCAUAAGAUUUCUAGUGGGCACACAGUCGUUCAAAUUUGAUAAUCAGAUCCACAUCAUUGACUUUGAUGAUGAGAACAAUAUCAUUAAUAAGAAUGUGCUUCUGCAUCAUGCUGGUGAGAUAUGGCACAUCGGUGCCAGCCCUGCUGACAAAGGAGUGCUGACCACAUGUUACAACAAGAUCUCAGACAGCCGCGUGUUAACGUGUGCAGCGGUGUGGAGGAUGCCCCCGGAAUGGGAAUCAGGCAGCCACGAUUCCCCUGACGAUUCAGCUCACAGCCCACAGGCCCUGCAGCUCCUCUGUCACCUUGACAACACGGCCCACGGCAAUGUGGCCUGCGUUCUGUGGGAGCCGAUGGGCGAUGGCAAGCGCGUGAUCUCUCUGGCUGAAAGCCACAUCGUGCUCUGGGACCUUCAGGAGAGCUCCACCAAGGCCACGAUCUCCAGCAGUGCCACCUUGGAAGGCAAAGGGCAGCUGAAAUUCACCUCGGGUAAAUGGAGCCCCCACCACAACAGCACCCAGCUGGCCACCGCCAACGACACAGCCAUUCGAGGAUGGGACCUUCGCAGCAUGAGUCAGAUCUACUGCAUUGAGAAUGCCCAUGGGCAGUUGGUGCGAGAUUUGGACUUCAACCCCAACAAGCAGUACUACCUGGCCAGCUGCGGGGACGACUGUAAGGUCAAAUUCUGGGAUGUGAGACACAUCAACGAGCCUGUCAAAACCCUGGAGGAGCACUCCCACUGGGUGUGGAGCGUGAGGUAUAACCACUCCCAUGACCAGCUGCUGCUUACAGCCAGUAGUGACAGCAGAGUGAUCCUGUCCAACAUGGUUUCCAUUUCCUCUGAGCCCUUUGGGCACCUCGUAGAUGACGACGACCUCAGUGACAGCGAGGAGAAUCAUCAUGAGGAAAAGAGCAAAGAGCCACUCCAGGACAGCAUCAUUGCUACAUACGAGGAGCACGAGGACAGCGUGUAUGCAGCGGAGUGGUCUUCGGCCGAUCCCUGGCUCUUUGCUUCACUCAGUUAUGACGGGAGGCUGGUGAUUAACAGAGUGCCCCGGGCUCUGAAAUACCGCAUUUUACUGUAGCAUGACUAAAGCUGGUGUAUGAGAAUGAAAACCGUUUUUCGGACCACUGAGCGCAAGAGACGGGAGAGUAACGAAUGUUAAACACUGAGCAAAAGAUUGAAAGAGAGAGAGAGAGAGAGAGAGAGAAGAAGGAAAGUUGGAUCACAUCUGCAUUAUAAACACACGGCCGCUAUUAACACUACCAAUUAGAGGCAGCCCCGGAGAGUUAGAGUGAUGGCUGCAAGGCUGUUUGAAGGAGAGGAGGCUGGAGGGCAUGGAGUGGCGUAUGGCUUUGAAAAAGCCCCUCGAGUUGAUCGCCAGCGUCUAUUCUGUUGGUUAUGUUAGAAGCUUGCUUCAUCUCAUCCAGCCUCGGGCACCACCGCUGAGUAGAAAGUGCAGCCAGGGAGAACGGCGUGCCAGGGGCAGCAUGGCACAGCGGGGCCACUCUCCUCUAGCCUUCACUUCUCUUCUCCUUUACUCACCACAAGCAUAGCAAACUCCACACUAACAGCUCAGGCUGGAGGGACUGAGAUGACAAAUGCAUCCAAACUUUAAAAUCGUUAACGUGAACAUCUCGGUGCGUAUUACCCGUUCUGUAAUAAGUGACAUUUUGUUAUUUAACAGCUCAAUAAAUCGUGACCUUAAUAUUAUAAGGUUCUCUCUGGGUUCUGAAUGAAUGAGAGAUGCGACUUUGUAAUAUUAAGCUCACAAAAUGCUUUCACAGUCUGAAAACUGCACUGCAAAAAAAAAAAAAAUGAGAGCAGGUAAAAAAAUAUAGCUGGGUGGGUGGGGUGAGGUGGGGUGGGCUGUGGGUGAUCUUAUAUUUCUAAUAUCAAAUAUAAGAUAAUUCAGUCUGUUUUUAGAAACUGUAAAUUGUCUUGUUCUUUUGGAAGAUUGGAAGGAACUUUGCUUCUUUCUAAAAGUUCUUGCUUAAAUAAUUUAUUUUAAAACAACACUAUUUCACAAAAUGUUCCAGAAGUAGGUUUAAUCAUCAUAUUUGGUUUAUUGUAACUGUAUAAUCAAAAAUUCUAGAAAAAUCUGACUAUAUUCACAAUGUUUUCACUUCCUAAUGUGUUAUUUUUUUGCAGCGUGGCUUUGUAAAAUCCGGUAAUGAACGGUUUCUAUUCUUUGUACUUAUUCUCAGUUUGCAAUGUUACAAAUAUUCCACAUGGUUUGACUGAUUAUUCUGAUUGUCCUCGUACAUUCCAAAUAAAAUGGAUUUGAAAGGCCAAGAAUUUGU